AUGCUGGGAAAAGUAGCACUUGCCAUUUGUGCUAUCAUAUUUACAGUAUUUGCUAUUGCAGCUAUCGUUGUUCUAAGCCUCAUUUCACUUUAUAUACCUAACCAAAGUGUCGCAUCAAUAUCAGCCUAUCAAACAUGUCUUACAGUAGCAUCAAAAUUUGCAACAACAAUCGCUGGACCUGUAGCAAACAUAACAGCAACAACCGGUGUUACUGUAACAUGUUCUCAAAUAGGGAUUAGCUCAUGUCCGGGUCCUCUGAUCAAUGGAAUAUGCACUUGGCAACGAAAAUUAGCUGUAACAUGUAUAAAUGGUUCGACAGUUCGUAUUCGAGUUCAAUCAAAUGCUCUUCCAGGACGAUGUGCAGAUGUGCCAUCAUUUGCGAGUAUGCAAGAGCAAAAUAUAGAUUUUGAAGUUAAUUUCAAUCCAACUGUGAGUGUUAAAUCACAAACAUACUCACCAUCAACACAAAGUGCACUCGACGCUAUCGUUUGCUCCAUUUCAAAUCAACAAUAUGCUCCAUCAGGCUCAAAUUUAACGUCAUAUUCUUCAGCUUCAACUCUUACAACCCUGGCUGGAAUGAGUAUUGAUAAUGUACCAAUUCUCAAUGUAAACAGCGCAAAUGAUGUCGAUCCAUUCUAUCCACCUGCUGGAUACACUGCAGAAUCAGUCGAUAGUUGUUUAGCUCAUCCUCAAGUGGCUGGCAUAUAUCAUUAUCAUAUGGCUAGUGGAUGUGCUGUUUCACCACCAACUGGUAAUAUUUCAUCGUGUAGUGCAACCGCUGCAUGUGCCGCAGAUAUUGCUUCUUAUUCUCUUACAACAUUUCCUUCAUCAGCUAAGAAAUUAACAGUCAUAGGUAUUGCAAAAGAUGGUCAUGUCAUUUAUGGACCCUAUUUAGCAUCAGGCAACAUAGUGACGUCAGGCAUCGAUAUUUGUAAUGGAAUGUUCUAUGAUAGUAUUGGUAAUUAUGCAUAUUUUGCUACUACCAAAUUCCCAUACAUAACUGGAUGUUUUGGUCCAGGAAAUUAUCCUUCAUUUGGUCCUAGUUGUACAACGAAUGGCCAGUCAUCGUAUACAAUGUCUGUACAUGCAGCUGCACAAGCUAAUGGAUAA
This is a messenger RNA of Adineta steineri, 1110 nucleotides long. The record is from the annotation of a GenBank genome assembly. Lineage: Eukaryota; Metazoa; Rotifera; Eurotatoria; Adinetida; Adinetidae.